CUCUGCCUACCGCGGCGCUCAGCCCUUUGCCGGGUCCCGCGUUCCAGCGCGAGCAGGCAAAGGUCGCAGGCAUGGAAGGUGGCCUGGGACGCGCCGUGUGCGUACUAACCGGGGCCUCCCGCGGCUUCGGCCGGGCGCUCGCCCCGCUCCUGGCCCCUCUGCUGUCACCGGGCUCGGUGCUGGUCAUCAGCGCCCGCAGCGACGAAGCACUGCGACAGCUGGAAGCCGAGCUGAACGCGGACAGGCCGAGUCUGCGCGUGGAGCGCGUGCCCGCCGACCUGGGCACCGAGGCCGGCUUGCAGCAGCUGCUUGGCGCUCUGGGGAAGCUCGUCAGACCGGAGGGGCUGCAGCGCCUGCUGCUCAUCAACAACGCGGGUACUCUUGGGGAUGUGUCCAGAGGCUUUGUGGACCUGGGCGACCCAGCUGAAGUCAACAACUACUGGGCUCUGAACUUGACCUCUGCACUCUGCCUGACAUCCAGCAUCCUGAAGGCCUUCCGGGACAGUCCUGGCCUCAGCAAGACUGUGAUUAACAUCUCUUCCCUCUGUGCUCUGCAGCCUUUUAAGGGCUGGGCACUCUACUGUGCAGGGAAGGCUGCCCGUGACAUGAUGUUCCAGGUCCUGGCUACAGAAGAACCUAGUGUGAGGGUGCUGAGCUAUGCCCCAGGUCCACUGGACACAGACAUGCAGCAUGUGGCCCGGGAGACCUCUGUGGACCCAGAAUUACGAAAAAAACUGCAGGAGCUGAAGACAAAGGGGGAGCUGGUGGACUGUAGAAUGUCAGCCCAGAAACUGCUGAGCUUGCUGCAGAAGGACACCUUCAAGUCUGGUGCCCAUAUUGACUACUACGAUGAAUAAGCUCAUGUUCUUGGCUCCUGGGCCUUUCAUCCCUCUCUUUCAGACACACCUGUGCCCCCCACAUCCAGCCACACUGCCAGAUCUACCUUUCCCAGAUGAGCACUUGAGCCUCCAGGCCCAGCCAGCUUUGAGGCCCUCGACCCCCAGAGUCCCAGUCCUCAGGAGUCUGUGUGGAGCACCCUGAAUUAGGGAGAGGCCUAGGAGAGGCCUCUCAGAAAUAGAGUUUCAGGGGAGGGUAAAGCAGGACAAGAUGGUGGGACACUGAAAAGAGGAGAUUGGGUCUCCUAACUUGGGCCAGUUAAUGGGAAGAUGAGGGGUGAACUGGCACCACAUAGGAGGCUCCUGCAGGACCACAGGUGGGUGACCGGUGGGGAGGGAGAAUAGCGUAAGCUCUGUCCCACAGGGAUGCCCCUGGCUCAGGGUAACCAAACCUGUUGAACUUCAUGUAUUCAUUCUGAUUUCCUGGAGCAGCUACCACCUGUCCUCAGACAGAGGUUUUCUUAAAGGCAGAAACAAAUAAAGUGAU
Messenger RNA from Condylura cristata (star-nosed mole), 1383 nucleotides. RefSeq names its product sepiapterin reductase (7,8-dihydrobiopterin:NADP+ oxidoreductase) (gene SPR). Gene Ontology annotation, molecular function: sepiapterin reductase (NADP+) activity. Bases 72 to 857 code for a protein of 261 amino acids. The transcript is spliced from 3 exons. The record is from RefSeq and is a predicted model, not a curated record. Gene Ontology annotation, biological process: tetrahydrobiopterin biosynthetic process. NCBI's taxonomy places the organism in Eukaryota, Metazoa, Chordata, Mammalia, Eulipotyphla, Talpidae.